Messenger RNA from Miscanthus lutarioriparius, 1365 nucleotides. Lineage: Eukaryota; Viridiplantae; Streptophyta; Magnoliopsida; Poales; Poaceae. The record is from the annotation of a GenBank genome assembly.
AUGGCGAUCAUCACCAAUUCCCAGGAGGAGGGCGACGGUGAGGUGGCUGCGCCGUCUGCGGCGAAGGCCAUCAGCAGGAGCGACGAGGACGUCUUCGCGGCGGUGCUCGAGCGCACGGGCGGCCCACUCCCAUUCCUCCAGGCGGCGAUCGACGUCGCGCGGGAGCGCUCCGGCCUGUUCCGCGACCCCACCGCGGCGAGCAAGGUGGCAGCGAUGGCGAAGGCGGCCAGGGCCCAGGCGGUGGCAGCGAAGGAGGAGACAAGUAAGUUGACGGAGAGACGGAGGAACGAGGAGUCGAGGAGAGCGGCGGAUGCGGAGAGGAAGAUGGAGGGGGACGCAGAGAACACGGCGAAGGACGGGAGGCGCGCAAGAGAACCAAAUGCUGAAAAUGGUCUGGACUUGGAGAAAUAUUCCUGGACUCAAGAGUUGUCAGAGGUUAAUAUAACUGUUCCAGUUCCCCAAGGAACAAAGUCAGUGUUUGUUGUCUGUGAGAUUGAGAAGAACCACCUAAAGGUUGCACUAAAGGCCCAGACUCCAAUAAUUGACUUGCCAGAAGACACCGUGCCCCGGUUUGAGCCAAGAGAGGAGAGAGAAAUAUUCAUUUUGGACAUGUGGUGCCCUCGAGCCAAAACGGCAACCCGGUCUAGUUCGACCACAUUUAACCGACCCGACCCGGCAGUUAGGGUAUCGACGCCCUCCCGCCUUCCCUCUCUUCCCCAUCCCCUUCUCCAAGUCGGCGGCGGUGGCGUUUUGGUUGACGGCGGCGGUGGCGCAGGCUUGGCGGGCGCGGGAUUGUCAAGCGGGCCGGUGGGGGCAAGCAGAGGCCUGAAGAUGGCGACGGGCUCCGGCGCUUCCUCCUCGACAGGUUCGCGCGGACCGAGUCGACAGCCGCCGAUGGGUGGGCAGCCGCUGUGCCCUUUCUGCCGGACGACCACCAUUGUGGAGCGGACCUCCAGAACCACAAACAACCCAGAUAAGCAGUUCUACACUUGCAAGAAUCGGGACUGGGUGAGUUUUUUGUACUUCAUGUUGUUCAUUUUCGUCAACGCCAACUCCAGAUCUAGGGUUCAUCCGAAAUCUCUGCUUGAACAGGGCAACAACAAGUGCGCUUUCUUCAUGUGGAAGCCGGUGAGUGAUGGCGUCGAUGCUGCAUCAUUGACGGCCGGAGUCCAGGCAUUGGAGAAGUCUCUGUUGGCCCUGGGCAAUUUUGUUGAAGCUCAGAGUCUCCAUGUCAGUAGAAUAGCUGGGCAGCAGAGAGUGGAUAGGUGGUUGAAUGUGGCCAGUGUGUUUGUAGGAGUUGUGUGCUUUGUUGUCUUGUGCAGUUGUCUUGUGCAUCUUAAUGCAGAAGCAAGAUUAACUUUGUAA